This is a messenger RNA of Aphis gossypii (cotton aphid), 1499 nucleotides long. It is a transcript of the gene Hibch, whose product is annotated as 3-hydroxyisobutyryl-CoA hydrolase, mitochondrial. Gene Ontology annotation, cellular component: mitochondrion. The coding region runs from base 241 to 1365 and encodes 374 amino acids. The record is from RefSeq and is a predicted model, not a curated record. Gene Ontology annotation, biological process: L-valine catabolic process. The transcript has 4 exons. Gene Ontology annotation, molecular function: 3-hydroxyisobutyryl-CoA hydrolase activity. Lineage: Eukaryota; Metazoa; Arthropoda; Insecta; Hemiptera; Aphididae.
UAUUCACAUUUACUAGUUUUUUUUUUAAGACAUUUUAAUUUUUAAUCUGGUAAAAAACAAUAUUAUAUAAUUAAGUAUUUAUUAUAUUGGUACAUACCUGUGUGCAGAUUCUUUCUGUCUUUCGAUAGGCCAUAUAAUAUACGUAAUAUAUCAAUCGAUCAACAGCCAAUAAGCAUAAUUUGAUAAUAUUGUUUUAUUCAAAUUUUACCCAACUCAGUUGAUACCUAUUCAAAUUAAAAGAUGAUUUAUUCGACUCGCCUCGGAUUUUCGAAAAGUCUGUUAGCUUUCAAACGAAAUCUUUCGACCGCCAGCAUGGACGACGUGCUGUUCGAAGUAAAAAACGACGUGGGCAUCAUCACGUUGAACAGGCCGAAAGCGCUGAACGCCCUAAACUUGUCGAUGGUGGCCAAGAUCAGGCCAAAACUGAAGGAAUACGAAUCGCAGGUACGAAUGGUGAUCGUCCAGGGUGCCGGCGGCAAGGCGUUCUGCGCGGGCGGCGACGUGAAGUCGAUCACCGAGAAGGGGGUGGGCGCCGCGUCGCUCGAUCUGGGCGCCAACUUCUUCCGGAAUGAGUACUCGAUGAACAGCGCGAUCGGCAAGUACAAAAUCCCGUACGUGUCUCUGAUCGACGGCAUCACGAUGGGCGGCGGCGUCGGCAUAUCCGUGCACGGCAAGUACAGAGUGGCCACCGAGCGGACACUGUUCGCCAUGCCGGAAACGGCCAUCGGGCUGUUCUGCGACGUGGGCGGCAGUCACGUGCUUUCCAGGCUCGACAGGAACUUGGGCGUCAUGUUGGGCUUGACCGGAUGUCGACUGAAGGGCAGCGACGUCGCCAAGGCUGGCAUCGCCACGCAUUUCGUACACAGUUCCAAGGUGGACGAUCUCCGGUCCAAGCUGAUCGAGGACGUCCGGGAUCCGGGAGUCGUGCUCGCGGAGAACACGGAAGACCUGGGUGGCGUGGAGUUCUCCAUGGCGCCGUUUGCAGAGAAGAUCGAUUCGAUAUUCUCGCACGAGAGAGUGGAGGCGAUCGUGGACGCGCUGAAAGCGGACGGUUCGGAGUGGGCGCAGGGGAUGCUCAAGUCGCUCAACGAGGUCAGUCCCACGGGUCUGAAAAUCACUCGAAAAGAGAUCUUGAAAGGAAAAAACCUCAGCCUGGACGAAUGUCUGGUAAUGGAACACCGAUUGGCGUACAGGUGCGUCGAAGCCAAACACUCUGCAGACUUUUUCGAAGGAGUCCGAGCACUGUUAAUCGACAAAGACAAGAACCCAAAAUGGUGUCCAGCUUCGUUGGAAGACGUGAAAGAUGAAAUCAUUGACACAUAUUUCGAACCAUUACCAACAGAUAAAGAGUUGCAAUUAUCGUAAAUAAAUAUUGAAGAAUAUUAUUUAAGUAUAAAUUAUAAUUUACUUAUACGAUUGUUUUUUAUAUAUAUAUAUAAUAUGUGUGUGUGUAUACACAAACAGAUUAAAGUACAUAUUUUUUUAAUUUAAAAAUUUUA